UGAAGAUGCACAUUUUCACAAGGGUUUUGAUGAAUAUGUCUCGCUUGAAAUGCUCAUUAAAAUAUAUGUAUCCAAAUAAUUUGUUUUAUUAUAUACACGCAGUCAAGAGGCUUAACUAAUUAGGCAGAGAAGGAGACAUAGCUUAACUAUCCGGUACUAGCCUCAAAAACUUACAGCCAUAUUUUUGUGCCACAGGUUCAGUUCUCAUUCUGGUGCAACCAAGUGAAGUUUUGAAAGGGCGCAGCAUCAUGAUUCACAGUUUGUUUCUGAUCAACACUUCUGGUGACAUAUUUUUGGAAAAACACUGGAAGAGUGUGAUCAGUCGUUCCGUCUGUGAUUAUUUUUUUGAAGCUCAGGAAAAAUCCACAGACUUGGAAAAUGUGCCGCCAGUCAUCCCUACCCCUCAUCACUAUCUCAUUAACAUCUACCGGGAGAAAAUAUUUUUCGUGUCUGUCAUUCAGACUGAAGUGCCCCCUCUGUUCGUCAUCGAGUUCCUGCAUCGGGUAGCUGAAAUGUUUCAGGAUUACUUUGGAGAUUGUUCAGAAACUACGAUCAAGGACAAUGUGGUUAUAGUAUACGAGCUUCUGGAGGAGAUGCUGGAUAACGGAUUUCCCUUGGCUACAGAAUCGAAUAUCUUGAAAGAACUAAUCAAGCCUCCGACAAUUCUGCGGUCCAUGGUUAACACUAUCACAGGCAGCAGUAAUGUGGGAGAUACUCUUCCAACGGGUCAGCUGUCCACCGUCCCUUGGAGGAGAGCCGGUGUGAAGUACACCAACAACGAGGCUUACUUCGACGUGGUGGAGGAGAUCGACGCUAUCCUGGAUAAGUCAGGGACGACGGUGUUUGCUGAAAUCCAGGGUGUGAUCGAUGCUUGCGUCAAGCUCUCUGGGAUGCCUGACCUCACACUGUCCUUCAUGAACCCGAGGCUUCUGGACGACGUGAGUUUCCACCCCUGCGUGCGGUACAAGCGUUGGGAGGCUGAGCGUGUCCUCUCCUUCGUCCCCCCCGAUGGAAACUUCCAGCUCUUGUCUUACCACGUCAGUGCUCAGAACUUGGUAGCCAUUCCCGUGUUCGUGAAGCAGAACAUCAGUUUCUUUGAGAGCGGGUCGUCAGGAAGACUGGACAUCACCGUGGGCCCCAAGCAGACCAUGGGAAAGACGGUGGAGGCUGUAAUCGUCACAGUGCACAUGCCAAAAGUUGUGCUGAGUGGCAAUCUGGCAACCACCCAGGGCACCUACACCUAUGACCCAGUCACGAAGGUAUUGGUGUGGGACAUUGGCAAAAUCAACCCUCAGAAGUUGCCUAAUCUUAAAGGAAGCCUGAGUCUACAGACAGGUGCCCCCAAACCAGAGGAGAACCCCAGCCUGGUGCUGGAGUUCAAAAUCCAGCAGCUGGCUAUUUCAGGCCUCAAGGUUAACCGCCUGGAUAUGUUUGGAGAGAAGUACAAGCCUUUCAAAGGUGUUAAAUAUCUGACCAAAGCUGGAAAGUUUCAGGUCAGGACAUGAUUUGCCAGAAAAGACUUUUCUAUGAAUAUAAAGGUCAAAAAUAUAUAGUGCCAAAAAAUGCUUAUUAUUUAAGGUGCCAUUAAAUAACGUUGAGGCCAUUGUGUAUCUCGGAACAUUUAGGAAUGUCUACACUUACAGCUUUGUGUGUAAUGUAAGAAAUGGUGUGGAGUUUGCACAGUACAUGUUUUGAAACCCAUUCCACAGGAAUAGCCUUAAAGUAUUUUUUUUGGGGGGGAAAAAAUGGGAUUUAGUUGAAUUGGUUCCUUCUUCCAGAGGAACAGCCUUAAACAACUUUACAAAACAAGACUGUGAAAUCCUUUUGCAACUUUGGACGUCCUAAUGCAAUGGCACUUGGUAGAACGAAUAAUCUUUUUCCACAAUUUAGAUACAUUUUAUACUGUAGGUAGCGAAUAAAUCGAAUCUUGCAAUGUAUAUUCUAUUUUAAGGAAUAUCUGAUAUUAGGCAUCAUAAAGGCCGAGACAUUUCCAGCAGCAUCGAGAGCGGUAAUAAGUGUAACAUUCCGCAUACGUUGUCCAUGUGGUACUACCCAGGAAAACUAUUUUCUGCACCUUGAACCUGCACAUCUUUAAAUAAUUUAAACUCUAACGACAGGCAAUCAAAUAAACCUUUACUAAUCCCUUUGAAAUACUUUUUUUUUUAAGUACACAACUUUUUUCAUACAAUCAGUGAAUAUUGCCUUCAAAAGCUGAAUAGCAGUUUCCGCAGAAGCUUGCUUUAAUCAAUUUAAUGAAAAUAUGCACAAGUUUUUUUUUUUUUGGCACACCCAAUUGUGGCCUUAGGUCAUCAUUUCUCGGUCACGCCGUCUGAGAUUCUGUACCUCACAGGCACGUUCCUAAAAAGCACAAGCAGCUUGUGUGCCAGGAGCACAUGAUGGGUUUACUGUAGGAGUACACUACAGUAAAAAAAAAACCACGUGCUGAUCUGACCUGGAUGUUUGUGUUUACUGAACGUGUGAGAUGGAGAACAGGAGAAUGGUGUACACAGGAAGCCACCGUGUAGAUUGUGGAAGGCAAGGGUUUGGUUCCUACUGACGUAUACACUCAGUCUGAGAACUAGUAUACACAUAAAGGUCACCCAUGUGCAGUUCAGUACCAGGGAGAAAAGAACUGAGAAAUGUAUGAUUCAAGGGAAAAACCUAUAUGUGUCUUUAAAUAAAUUUGAACAUUUAAUUAA
Anguilla rostrata (American eel) is the source of this 2699-nucleotide messenger RNA. RefSeq names its product adaptor related protein complex 3 subunit mu 1 (gene ap3m1). The coding region runs from base 249 to 1505 and encodes 418 amino acids. Lineage: Eukaryota; Metazoa; Chordata; Actinopteri; Anguilliformes; Anguillidae. The transcript is spliced from 9 exons. The record is from RefSeq and is a predicted model, not a curated record. Gene Ontology annotation, biological process: intracellular protein transport; endocytosis. Gene Ontology annotation, cellular component: cytoplasmic vesicle; clathrin adaptor complex.